UUUGGUCACCUAUAGUUGUUGUUAUAUGACCAGUCAGGCGUGAUGACCAGUAUUGCGUUAAUCUGAUUGCGUGACCUUCCGAUGUGAGAGGAGCAAAAUGGCGCUCAGAUUGUCUUGCUUGCUCUCUAUGAUUGUUUAUAUGGCAUCAUGGCAGGAAAACUUCUUUGCAGAGUCUCUUAACAAUGGCCUAGCCUUAACGCCACCAAUGGGAUGGAUGGAUUGGGAGAGAUUCCGUUGUAACACAGACUGCAAAAAUGACCCAGACAACUGCAUUGGUGAAAAAUUAUUCAUGGAUAUGGCAACUCGCAUGGCUGAGGAUGGUUUUAAGGAUGUUGGCUAUAAAUAUGUAUCUAUUGAUGAUUGUUGGAUGUCUCACAACCGAACGGCUGAUGGCCAGCUUCAACCUGAUCCUAGCAGAUUUCCAAGUGGAAUGAAAGCUCUUGCUGACUUUAUUCAUUCUAAAGGAUUAAAGCUGGGAAUAUAUGCAGAUUAUGGAACAAAAACUUGUGCAGGAUAUCCAGGAACCAUUGAUCACAUUCAACAAGACAUGGAUACAUUUGCAGGCUGGGGAGUCGAUUACCUAAAGCUGGAUGGUUGCUAUAGUGACCCUGACAAAAUGGAUACAGGUUACCCAAUGGUUACUAAAGCCCUUAACAACACAGGCAGACCAAUAGUAUUUUCCUGCAGCUGGCCUGCCUAUCAAAGUGCAAAGAAAACACCUAACUACACAUGGAUAGCUGAAAACUGUAAUUUGUGGAGGAACUACGAUGACAUACAGGAUUCUUGGCAAAGUGUUACAUCAAUUGUUAAGUGGUAUGGUGACCAUCAAGAUGAAAUGAUUCCAGUUGCAGGACCAGGAAACUGGAAUGACCCUGAUAUGCUCAUUAUUGGUGAUUUCAGUUUAAGUUUUGAACAGUCAAAGGCACAGUUUGCUCUGUGGUCUGUUAUGGCAUCUCCCCUAAUUAUGUCCACUGAUCUUCGUAACAUUGCACCAUGGGCAAAAGAAAUCCUUCAAAAUGGUGAUGUGAUAGCUGUCAAUCAGGACAAACUGGGGAGAAUGGGAAGGAGAGUUCUGCUGGAUGGAAAUCAAGAGAUCUGGGCACGGCCCUUGUCUGAUGGAUCAGUUGCUGUGGUGUUAUUUUCACACUCAGAGUCUACCCCUGAAACUAUGGAAGCAAGUUUUAAAUUGGUUGGGUUAAGUGCUGAGAAAGCUAAGGCACGUGACCUGUUUGAACACAAGGAACUUGGGACAUUCAUGGGAAGCUUCCAUGCCAUUGUAAACCCGAGUGGUGUAGUGAUGGUCAGAUUAUCGCCAUUAGAGUGACGAUCUUGGAUGUCUAAUGAAACUUGACUGGACCUGCGGACACAACAAGCUUUUACAGACUACCUUUUUUCGUUUGUUGGUUUUCUAUUUUUGCAUUGAAAGAAUGCAUAUUUGUGAUU
This is a messenger RNA of Pocillopora verrucosa, 1443 nucleotides long. RefSeq names its product alpha-N-acetylgalactosaminidase. The record is from RefSeq and is a predicted model, not a curated record. Gene Ontology annotation, cellular component: cytoplasm. Lineage: Eukaryota; Metazoa; Cnidaria; Anthozoa; Scleractinia; Pocilloporidae. Gene Ontology annotation, biological process: glycoside catabolic process; oligosaccharide metabolic process. Gene Ontology annotation, molecular function: alpha-galactosidase activity.